AUGGAAAAUAUUUAUCCAUUAGGAAUUCGUCCUGGUGAAUCAAUUAUUGUUACACCAAGUCAAACAUUAUCAAAUGAUGAAUAUUAUUUAUUACGAAAUGUAUCAAUUAAAGUUGCUCGUCAUUUAGGUAUUGUUGGCGUAUGCAAUGUACAAUUUGCCCUACAUCCAUCAUGUAAUGAAUAUUAUAUAAUUGGAAUAAAUCCACGGUUAUCUCGUUCAUCUGCAUUCGAAUCAAAAGUAACUGGUUAUCCAUUAGCAUAUAUAGUAGUUAAACUUACGCUUGGAAUGAAUUUAGCAGAAUUAAUAAAUCAUAUUACAAAAUCAACAUGUGCUUGUUUUGAACCAAGUCUUGAUUACGUUACAAUUAAAGCUUCAAGAAAGAAUUUAAGCAAAUCUAUCCAAUGUUCAAAAAAAUUUGGAAAUUUUAUGAAAAGUAAUGGUGAAGUUAUGUCAAUUGGCAGAUCAUUCGAGGAAGCUUUUCAACAAGCUUUAAGAAUGGUCAAUGAACAUGUAACUGGUUUUGAUCCAUAUCCACAAACAGUUACAGAUAAUGAAUUCAGUGCUCUAAAUUAUCAAUAUAUUUUUCUAUUAGCAAAGGCACUUCAGCAAAGGUAUACCAUUGAACGUCUAUCGAAAUUAACACAAAUUGAUCCAUCCAUCCUUGAUGGUCAACCACUUUUAUAUAAAUCUAAAGUCUUAGCGUUUUCCGAUCUUCAAAUUGCACAUUAUACUAACUGUACUCCAAAUCAAAUUAGUGAAAAACGUAAAAAAAACGGAAUUCGUGCUUAUAUAAAACAAAUUGAUACAGUUGGAGGCGCAUGUAAACCAGCAAAAAGCUACUUUUAUUUUACCUACACGGCAAAAGAUGAUGAUGUAAGACGAAUAAUAACACAUCAAGUACCAAUGAUUGUUAUAGGACACAGUUUCUAUCCUACAGGUGACUAA
Messenger RNA from Rotaria sp. Silwood2, 945 nucleotides. The record is from the annotation of a GenBank genome assembly. Lineage: Eukaryota; Metazoa; Rotifera; Eurotatoria; Philodinida; Philodinidae.